Molecule: messenger RNA, 2143 nt
Organism: Exophiala oligosperma
Lineage: Eukaryota; Fungi; Ascomycota; Eurotiomycetes; Chaetothyriales; Herpotrichiellaceae
Exons: 2
Coding region: 291-1940 (549 amino acids)
Biological process (GO): transmembrane transport
Molecular function (GO): transmembrane transporter activity
Source: RefSeq, a predicted model, not a curated record
CAUCGAACUCGCAGAGGGGUCUUCGUCCUUUUUCUUUCAUCCCAAAAAAAGCAGACGAGUUCGAUAUCUCGAGGAGCAGAUCAUUUUUAAACGUCCGACAGCUUACCUGGCACGAUCCGCCAUACGCGAGCUGAGGUCGACACACUUGACUCCCCUUGGUGGCUGACUACCUGGCAUUUAGCGUGUUGUCAAAAGUACCGCCAGAGCACAAACCCUCGCGAUAAUAAAGUGGUAUGCACACUGUUCACUCCGUACCACGAGGCUGUUUUUAUGAUUAGACGGCUGAUAAGAUGUCAUGUUGGAAGAAUCCUAUGGCGGCUUCGCAAUCGCCAGGAGAACCCCCAGUGGACUCGGCAGACACUGAACAUGAAGAAAAGCAGACACCAAAUUCGACUCUUUCCACAGAUGCAGACGGCACUUCAAUAUCCGACAAAUCCGACAAAGAGGUCGAUGUUCGAAUAGAUCCCGAUGUCGAGCGUGGAAUCCCCAUUAUCAACACCACCGAUGAUAUCGACGAGGAGAAACAACCCGAUGCGACGGCCACUGAGCGUGACCCCAACGUCGUCGACUGGGACGGUCCCAACGAUCCCGAGAAGGCCUUGAACUGGCCCAACAAGAUGAAAUGGGGCAACGUGGCUGUCAUUUCCUCCGUCACGUUCUUGACCCCUCUGGCCUCUUCGAUGGUGGCACCGGCGGUCCCCCUGGUCAUGAAGGAGUUCCAUGCCACCGACGGCACGAUCGCGAGUUUCAUCGUCUCGAUCUACGUCCUGGGCUAUGCCAUCGGCCCUCUCUUUCUGGCUCCCAUGUCGGAGGUCUAUGGAAGGUUACCGGUCUACCAUAGUUGCAACUUCCUGUUCGUGGUAUGGAGUCUGGCCUGUGCCCUGGCGCCGAACAUCGGCGGUCUCUUGGUCUUUCGACUCUUGGCCGGCAUCGCGGGUAGUUGCCCCAUCACCAUCGGUGGAGGUUCGAUCGCAGAUCUCAUACCACAGGAAAAGCGAGGUGCUGCGAUGGCACUGUUUGCCAUGGGACCUAUCCUCGGCCCUGUCAUCGGCCCUGUCGCAGGUGGCUAUCUUGCGGAGGCAGCAGGUUGGCGGUGGGUGUUUUGGCUGAUCACUAUCGCCGGCGGAGUCGCUCUCGGAUUCUCACUCCUGUUCUUACGAGAGACGUACGAGCCGAUCCUCCUCGAGAAGCGAACGAAGCGACUGCGCAAGGAGACAGGGAACCCCGACCUACGAUCGAAACUCGACAAGCAAAUCCCGACCAGAGAAUACUUCUUGCGCGCCAUCGUCCGCCCGAGCAAGAUGCUUCUGCUGUCCCCGAUCGUCCUCUCGCUGUCGAUCUACAUGGCCGUCGUCUACGGCUACCUCUAUCUGUUGUUCACCACCCUCACCAUGGUCUUCGAAGGCACCUACCAUUUCAGCCAGGGUGCCGUGGGUUUGGCCUUUCUGGGCAUCGGGAUCGGCUCCCUGUUUGGCCUGGUCAUAUUCGGUGCCCUGUCCGAUCGCACCGUCAAGAGAUUGGCGGCCAAGGGGGAGAUGAAGCCGGAGUACCGCCUACCCCCUCUCAUUCCCGGGAGCUUGAUCAUCCCCGUCGGCUUGUUCUGGUACGGGUGGUCCGCGCACGCCGCCAUCCACUGGAUCAUGCCCAUCAUCGGCACGCUCUUCGUCGGCUUGGGCCUCAUGGCCACCUUCAUGCCCAUCCAGACCUACCUCGUCGACGCGUACCACCUCCACGCCGCCUCGGCUCUCGCCGCGAGUACCGUCAUCAGGAGCUUCGUCGGGGCUUUCUUACCUCUGGCUGGACCCGAAAUGUACAAACAGCUGGGUUUGGGCUGGGGCAAUUCGUUGCUCGCAUUCAUUGCGCUGGCCUUGUCGCCGGUGAGUUGGAUUCUGUACAGAUAUGGAGAGAAGAUUCGCAAGGCAGAACGGGUUGAUUUUUGAAAUUUCAACUCUUUUUUUUAGUUUUCCCGCAAAGGGGAUUUGUUUGGAUCUUGUAGGAAAAAAAAUCUGGGGAAAUGGAAGGCAUUUCGAGCAUUUCAGCAUUUGACUGAACAUCUAGCGGCGUUACCACCAUAGAAAAUCGGCAAUUCAAGGGCUGAUAUGAAGAGAGCAAGGAUCAAAUAUGGAUCAAAUAUAGGCAUAUA